This is a messenger RNA of Microbotryum saponariae, 2634 nucleotides long. NCBI's taxonomy places the organism in Eukaryota, Fungi, Basidiomycota, Microbotryomycetes, Microbotryales, Microbotryaceae. The record is from the annotation of a GenBank genome assembly.
AUGGUCUUCCAUUUUCAACGACGACGCUCAAAGUCCGCCGGAGCAGUCGACUCCUCUCCCUCCCCAUCGCGACCGGCAGAGCCAAUUCCUCCCGUCCCAGCUCUUCCAUCGGCGAUGCUUACUACCAACAAAGAACGCUCAAAGACUAACAAACUCGUCCGAGGCAUGGUGAGAAGAGUCAAGAGUGGUGGUUUGCAUCGAAAGGAAUCUUCAUCGACUCGGGGGCAGCCACAGCUUGACAAGUCCGUCGAUCCUGCGCGCGGUGCGACCCCUAAUCGUCGGUCCAAGAUCUCCACGUCUGUGCCAAUUCCGUCAAUCCCACCCAUUCGUCUGGACCUUUCCCUGAGUGAGUCCCAUUCCUGGCGUAGAGACUAUCCGAGACGAUGCUCACCUUCACCUGCUAUCACUUCGUUGCAGCAUCCUCCAGUCUCCACUCGCUCGGUCCCCCCACCUCACCCCACCUCGACGACGAGUUCGCAUCUUGGCUCGAACUCGUCCAAGCCGCCGGUGAUUCAGCAAGCGAUUCGACGUGUGAAACGAGUUGUCCUUCCACGCCUUCCUACACCAACACCAGCACUUCGUCAUGUUCAGCCGCGUCGAGCGUUUCGCACGCGUCGUACAAGGGUACUACUACCGUCAAGCUGGCUUCACCUCCUCUCACUCGGUCUCGCGCAGUUCUUCCGAGUGAUCCCCGGUUCCCCAUCAGGCCAGAACUGGCUCAAUACUCGCGAGGUUCGUCACUUGACCCCAACACGUCCAACAAAAAUCGCGUUACCGAGGUCGACGCUGAGGAUGCCGCCAUCUACGGUCUUGACGUCGCCCCACCUUUCCCGGUCACAACCUACUCCCGACGGCAAUCAACCACACCGACACCCGAAUCAACCAUCCACUCCAAUUCGUACCCGAUUAAUCCGAAAGACCGUCUCGGACUCGGUCCAAGAGGCGUUGACGUUCUAGACUACACCGUCCUGCGACUCUCAUCCUCCUUCCCUCGUUCGGUGCCCAUCCCUUCCCGACUUACUCGAACGUUGCAUCAUCCUCUCUCGACAAACAAGCAUCGUCAUAUUCGAGAAAAAGGACCAGAAAUGGAUAUGCGCGUUGUCUUGGGUCGUGUUGGGAUAGCAAGGAAAGCUCAACGAGGGGCGACUGCGCAUGAGCGGAUCGAAGUGGAGGGUUAUGGCUCUGUGGCAGGGAACGAGGAUGACGUCGUUCCUUUGACUGGGGCGAGGUCAAUCGCUAUCUCACUCCAACAAGUCCUAGGUCCACUCGUUGAUACUCUUCCUAGAUCGACGAUCGAGGAGGUACCCCUGACUACCGCAAAAACACGCUCGAUGCGCAGUACCUCCCUUCCUGCCACUCCCCAACGAAUUCAGCAAUGGGCCACUCGACCUUCUUUCAUGGAUUCGCAUGUCGAAAUGCUCUUGUACUCCGACAACAUUGUUCUCAAUCGACCGAUCGAAUCUCGAUUGAGAUCCCCGCCCCUUUUCAUGAGUGGUCGAAUCCAAACGCUCGCCAAAAUCGGUGGACCCCCUGCUUCCUCGCGAGGAUUCACCGAAUCGAUUACGCCUUUUUCAAAGAUGUACUACCGGCCCCAGUACCGUCUUCCAGGCCCCAUUGGGAUCGGAGGCGUACAAACUGGUCUGAAAGAGCGGCCUUCGAGUUACAUGUCCGCUCAUCCGGCGUCAAUAGGUCCCAGUCCAAGAAACUCGACACGGCGAGAGAAGGAGCAAAAGGAAGAUGACACUCCUUUGGCAUUGUUGGUCACUCGGUCGAUGUGAGUUCGGAUACAAGUCUGCUCGGAAGGGAUUCAGCGUCCUGAAGCUACGCUUUAGACGGAACAGCUCCUCCAGAAGGUUCACCGCACCCCCUAUGCUCGUUCCAAGAAGCAUUGAACCACCCCAACGUCCACCACGACGACGACCCGUCACCCAAUUUGUACCCAAGACCCCACUCGCAGAAGACCCUUCCUCUCCAAGGCCGUGUCUACCCGAAUGGAAGAGGAGGGAAGAGAUCGAACAAAGUCUCGCCAAACUUAACGGUUCGCCUCCGAGACGAGCGAGUGGGGUGCGUGGUAGCCCGCGGCUUUCGGCUCAGAGAGCACCGAUCGGGAAUACACACAAUAUUUCCUCUUUCCAUCCGGGUAAGGGACUGGUUCAUUCGACGAAUACACAACCCAAUCUACGUCCACUUUCAAUUGGUCCAUUGCGGAGUCCGGAUCCUGGCCUAUCAGCCCUCGGACCGACCUUCCAUCCUCUGCCCCACCAAGCUCGCCAGCCAACCUACUUGCAUCCAAGUUCUUCUCUCCCGCCUACACCAAAUCAAACUCCGCUCUUCCUCCCCAUCAAAACAACGCACCUCUCGCACGACCUCUCGUCGCCCAAUCUACCCCCACUCGCUCGCUCUCCAUCUUCCCCGCCAGUCAACGCGAAUUCCGCAGUGGAACCAACAACUCGGCCAAGCCGACCGAUUCGAGCCCCGACGCGACCUGUGUUGAAUUCUGUUUCCACAUCGGGGAGUCCAUUGAGGGAUGGGAAGCGCAAGUCAUAUGAAAUAGGCUCAAGGAUGGUACAGGGAAAUGUCGUACUUUCACCGAGGUUGACGGCUGCGAGGAGGGUCUCGGAGAUGAGAUGGUAG